Molecule: messenger RNA, 10257 nt
Organism: Sorex araneus (European shrew)
Lineage: Eukaryota; Metazoa; Chordata; Mammalia; Eulipotyphla; Soricidae
Product: leucine-rich repeat transmembrane protein CCDC168
Exons: 15
Coding region: 1-10257 (3418 amino acids)
Source: RefSeq, a predicted model, not a curated record
AUGUCAAGCCAAUAUUUCUUGAAAAGUAUAUUGGAUGUGCUGAAAGAUAAUGGAUUUCUUGCAGCAUGGGAAUUUCUGCAGUCGGAGGUGUUUCAAAAUAAUUGGUUUGCAAUUGUCUUUAUAAUUUACCUGGGAAUUGUCUUGGAGAUGGUAUUUAUAAAGAUUUGCACCUCCUUGCAAAGGAAACUUGCCCUUUCAGAAGAGAGGACUUCCGAUUCCCGGGAGAGGAGUAACUCAUCUCAGUCAAUGAUUCAUUCAGAAGUAAAGAAGAUUUUCCUGAGUCAUCAAGACCAUCCAGAAAAGGAACAAGAACCAGUACAGUUUUCAUCAAAUAAAUUAUUUUCAAUAAUGAAAACCAAAAAUCCCAAUACUUUAAUGUAUUCUUCUAACUACAGGUGGACAAAGACCUCUACAGUUAGUCAAGAAAGUGAAACUCCAGAGGUGGCCCCGUGCCCUCUUGCUCACUUAUUUCUCACUAGAGACCAAAUUAGUCUUCUGGAAGAAAAUGUGAGAAAUCAAAUUUCUUUCAAAUCCAAAGUGACCUUUGAGGGUAAAAUUUCUUUUCUGCUCCCCAAAUCUCAAGAAUCAUUGAUUCAGAAGCAACAUUCUGUUCAAGUGGAUACUGUGAUCCAAGCACAAAAUUCCUUUCUUGGACACAAGACUAUUAAGAAUCAACACUUUUAUGAAGCCAAAUUAACUUCUCAGGGGCAACAGUUUGCUUCCAACCAGGGAUCAAUCAGUAGCCAGCAUGACACAAAAGCCACAUGCUUGGUUCUGCCACAAGAUGUGAAGAAGAACCCAUUUUGUAGCAGCAUGCAAGAGUCCACUCAGGCCAAAGAUGUAGACAGGAGCCUACAUUUGACUGAUACCUCAUGUUCUGUUGAGUUUCAAGAUUUGAUCAAGAUCCUAGAAUCUAAUGAACACUUAAAUGAGGCCCAAUCCUCUAUUUGGUUCCAAGAUUCGAACAAAAUUAAAGAGUCAACUCAGAAUCAAGCUACUAGGUACAAGAAUGCCAAGCAUCUGGUUUCUGCUGUACUGCCAUAUUUGGUUGUUAAAGAAACACCACAACUAAAGAGCAUAAAGAAAAAGGACCAACCACAAAUUGCUUCAUCAAAAUUAAGGCAGGAUUCUCCGUCUGACUCAUUACCUCUUUUCCCUAUCAUUAAGAAGCAUAAAAGGAAAGCCCUAUCAAGCACAGCUUUGUAUCUUAUUUCCAGGCCGGUUCUUCCUUAUGUUAAGGAGUAUUCCAAAAGAAAUCUAGUGAAAGUUGUGCUAGGCUUGAUGGUAUGUAAAGCUUUUUUUCUAAAGCGAAAUGAGUCAUCAGAUGUAGAAAAACAAUCUAUUGAGAAAAGAGGAGUCUCAGAGUUUUGUGCCUCAAGUAGUAAAACCACAUCCGGUCAGCAAGAUCUAGAAUACGAGAUAUUUUUUAAUGGAACUACAUCACGACUGAUGCAGAAGUUGAUUUCCUCUUUCAAAAUGGAAUCAAACAGAAGAUUGAAAACAAUGAAGGUGUUAAAAAGUUCAGAAAAUUCUCAUCUUCUAGUCUCAAAUGGAGAAAAAAUAACAACCAGUAAGCCAGAUAUGGAAAGGAGCUUUCCAAAGGGGAAUAUACAAAAAGAUUUUAUGAAAACUGCUCUGAAAUCUAUAGACAUCAAUUUAUCCUUUUCACUAGGAACCCAAAAGCAUGGGAAUAGUGAGCAAUUAUUAUGUGGGUACAGCCGAGAUGGGUAUGUGAAGGAAUGCAUAGAGACACCAAGGGGGAGAAAAAGUGCAGAUCCAAAGAAUCCUGUUGCCAUGCUGGAGAAUAUACCCAUCGAUGAAGUUUCCAGUGGAACCACGGAAUGUGGUCCCCCACUUGGUGGGGACCCCAGAAAGAUUGCAGGUGUUGCAAGAGAAAAGGAAGUCUUAAGCAAAGCUUUGUCCAAAAUUGUUGUGGGGUCUUUCAUUAACCAUCUGCUUACUUCACCAAAUUUGAGGAGGCAGGAAAUCCAAAAAAAGUUACCAGGAAGGCAAAGAGUAUUCAGACCCAAAUAUGUCACUAUGAAAUCAAAAGAGCCAGAAAUUUCACUAAUACCAGAUAACCAUAGACAUGGCACACCAAGUCACAGAGAAAGACUGAGAGGUGAUAAAAACAUCUUAGAACAGAUGCCACAAUAUAAGAAGACAGAUCGGCUUCUGAAUGUUAUUUACCCUCACAAAUCUAGUUUACCUCAUAUUCACAUACAUAGCACGUUAAAUCCAAAAACGCUCAGUCACAUGGAUCCAAACCAAGAGAAAUCACUAGUUGACAAGGAAGGAAAAUGCUCAGAUUCCAUAAAUAUAAGAAGUAAUUCUAAAAGCUCACUAGCAGCUAAAUUGCAAGAUGGAGUGAGAGGGGAUGAAGAAGCAGACCCUACAGAAGUCCUUCAAAAGAGUUUGAACCUCAAAGUGAAUUUAGAUCUGAAGAAGGAACUUAAAACAGAAAAAGAACUUCCUCAGCCAACCCCUUCUGCAGAAAUCCUUACCAGGCCUGUUUGUUCUUACCCCACAGAUUCGGUGGAGGUUGAAAAUGUGCAGGGACGCUUAAUGGCGGAAUAUAAGUUCAAAGACUCAGUGGAAACUAAAGAUUACUGUGUGCCUGCUUUACAUUGUUCAAAAACGAUAACUAAGAAAGUAAGAUUUUUGCUUACAGAGUGUCCUAAGGGGGCCAAGACUGUAGAAGAGAAGCCAACACACCUGCCAGAGUUUAGCGCUCAAGCUGGGAAGAAUUCAGAACUCAACCUGAAGACCGGUAUGGAGGAUCGGAAGCAGGUUGAAGAAAAUAAAACAUUACCGACUCUAGAUAAUUGCCAAGGCUUCUUAUUUGAUGUAUAUCAGAAGGAUCGUGACCUUCUUGAACUACACGAGGACUCAAGACAGCCACAAAGUGCAAGUAUUGCAGUGGAACCACAGACUCAUCUUACACAAACUAUUUUGCAUUCUGUUUCAUGCCCCACCAAUUCAACAGAACUACAAAAGAGAUCCAGCAGCACAAUGGAAAUUAAUGGACAAGAAAAAAAGGAAGAGGAAAAUACCCCCAAAUUGUCAUCAACCCCACACAAUGCCCAACAUUUUAAGUCUGGAGUCCUUUGUGGAACAAAUCCUGCUCCUUGCAAGUUGGAAUCUGAACUGAGUAGUUCAGAAGGGAGAAAGACUUGGGAUGUAUCUUGUCUGGUGGAACGGGUAAAGCGAGAAGAGAGCAUUAGGAAAACUAUUUUGAAAUCUGUUUCUAGAUAUCUCACAGAUUUCUCUCAGGUUGAAAGAAUGGGAAAACAUCUUCAUCCUCAAAAGGGAAGAGAAGCUGUGGCAAGUCUAAAGACUCCAUUUCGGGGAGAGCGGAAGCCAAAGACCCAAUCAGUACAUAAGAUUCCUGAGGAUGGAGAUUCUAGGAGGAAAUUUGAUUGUGAUUCUUUUGAAAAGGAGACAUGGAUUAAGAGUGAGUUAAGAACAGUCUUAAAAUCUUCGGAUUUCUCCAACUUUCACUUAUCUAAACCCAGAAGCCAAGGCUACUCAUUAGAGUUUAGAGACAAGGAAAGUAUGAUUCCCAAACACAUAAGUUUGAAGGUAGAAAAGACAUUAUCAGCUUCACAGUUGCCUAAUAUCACAAGAUAUCUUACAGGAAGCCAUUCCAAAGCAAAGCGGCAAACGAAGAAAUGUGCCAGAAAGGCUUCACUCUGUGCCACUGAGAGAGAGGAGAUCUCACCAUCCAGAUUAGUGAGUGAUAAACUUCCAUCCCAUAUGACAGCUGGGGACACUCAAUGUAUGAGAACACUUCACAAAACCUCAGAUAAUCACCUCACAGGUGAGAAGGCAGAGUUAGGAGAAAAUUCAACGACAGCUUUUUUGGAACCUUUAGAUUGCUACAGGCCAGUUUUAUCUGACUCUGAAAGCCAAGUAUCAGGGAAUAAAGUGAUGUUAGAUCCCAUACGUUUAACAAUAAAAAAAAAGGAACCAUCGCUUUCACAUGUGCUUAAUGGGAAAUUCGCCUCCAAACAUAGGAAAAAUCGUGAGUCCCAUUUAGAAACCAGUAUGAAAGUGAUGAAGAUAGUUAAAGAUGUGGUUGAUCCCAUUAUGAAAUCCAUUUGCUCGGCGCUGGAUGUGGUUGAUACAGCAGUCCAAAGCAAGUUGCACAUAGAGGAGAAGAAUAAUAUAAGACAAAGACUUAAUCAAGAUAUAAUAUGUUCCAGAAGGAAAACUUUGAAGUUGGAGGGAACAGAACUUUUACAUCCUUUCCAUUACACUGACCAUGGAACCCAGAACCACAGGCUAGACCUGCAGUGGAGCAUAACAGGGGAAACGGCAAAUAUGGAGCAUAGAAAGGUUAAACCUGAUUUUAUUGGGGCAAAUGUGCAUAACUUUAUCCAUUCUUCACCUCGCCUCAAGUUGAAUCAAGAAACUGUUGAUGAGAUAAUCUCAAAUAAUGAAAGAGAAACACAGAAACCUCUACUGCUGAAAAAGAAAGAUAGAGUAAGAGAAUCCAAUGUGGGAGGGGUAAAGAAUAUCAAAGCUAUUUUGAGGACAGGGAAAUUAUCAGUGUCACCACACAAUGGAAAGCAUUUGCCCAUGAUAUUGAACACAAUAAAACAAGAGGGCACAAGACAGGGAGGGGAAGAUCCAUCAGGUGUAAAACCAACAAACAUGUGUCCAUUCCUCCCAUUUUUAUCAUAUUCCAACUUGAAUUCAAGACUAGCAGAAGGAGAAAAUUCAGGAAUACCAAAGAUUUGUCUUCCACCACUCAUCUUCCAGGCAUUUGGUAGCACCAGGCCAACAUCAUCUGUAGAGUCCACCAAUAUAGGUGAUUUGGGUAAUGGAGUAAAAUCAAGACGUUAUUUCCCACACAGAAAAAUGGAAAAUGUACCAAAAAUGAAUGACAUAAUGGGCCUCAAAUGUAUUGCUUUUAAAGGAAAGAGAACACAUUUCAAACACCUACUUUUUGGAAAAGAACCCCAGUGGAACAAUAUAGAAGAAAAGAAAUUAACACAGAAAGAUAAACACAACCUAGAUAAACCACAUACUUAUAUUUCUUCAUCCUACAUGGACCGGGAUGCAGGAAUUAAAGUACAUGUGCAAGGAAAAAUGAGAUCCAGCUAUCCAAUAAUAACUCUCCAGGACGUAUUAACUACAAAGGGAAUAUGCGAGGAACCAACUAACAACAUUGCAAGAAAAAUGAAAAAAGAAGAGCAUGUGUCACAGAAAGAUGAAGGAAUGGUGGAAAAGACUUUGGAAGAAAUUGGUUCUCUGGACAGAAUAGCCAAGAAGGAGACAAUGUCUCCUAUUACACAGAGAUUAGAGUUGAUCAAAGAGGAAGAUAAAAAGAUACAGAAAAAUCCAAAUAAAGUUGAAGUUAUGGAAGAAACAUGUGCCUCCACAUCUUUUCCACAUUACUCUGAAGUGAAUAGAAGAACAAAUGAUGAAAAAGUCAUUGCUGAACAAGAGAAAAAGAAAGAAAAACUUAAGAGUGAAGCAAGCAUGGUUUUGAGCAAUAGCACUUUUAUACCUGCCCUUUCUCAUGUGGAAUCAUACACACAAACAAAAAAAUCAGACUUUCUAAUUGCACGACAGUACAAGCCACAGAACGGAGAGGACAGAGGAGAGGACAGAGUAGCUAUGAGCUAUCUAAUAAAACCUGGUCACUGUGUGGGACAUGAGAAGGCCAAGGAGAGAGUGAAAACAGAAGGUGAGGAGGAAAGGCUCUGCACCCAAGUACUGACUUGGAGAGCAGAGAGCUGCCCGCUGGGGCAUCUACCCAGCAAAACAAUAUCAUCUUUGAAUGAUAGACAGGAACUAGGCAAGUCAGACAACAAAGUAUGCACUAAGUCAUUGAUUGAUUGGAGGUUAAUACAUAAGAUGAAUAAGGCUGAGAAAAUGCCCCACAAAUAUAUGGAUCCCAAGGCAAAGAAAUCAUCUCAUGCACAGAGACUUAAUUCCAGGAAAUUGCAGUGGAAAAUUAAAGAGCUCGAGCGAAUGGUGUGGGAAAAUAAAAAUGAUCUAGUUGUGGGUCUGAAGAACGUUCGUACUACGUUAGUUACUCUACCACAUGUCGAGUUGGACAAUUCCGAAGAAGGAGGAUAUAUGAUCAGAAUAACAAAAUAUCUGCAACCACCUCAUCUGAGAACUGCGGAACUCUCAGAUGUAGCCAAAAUCGCACACUUCGCAAUAAUCGGUCAGGAGCCUUGCAGUUCUUUAAAAGAAUUCAAAGAGCCCACAUUACAAAAGUGCAACGAGGCUAGAGAGGAAAACGUGGCCAUGAACACCAUGGGAGCACAAGGUUUGGCACUGGGAGAGCCAGGGGAGAGAAAGGAACCAGGCCACCUCCUGAGCUCCAAACACCAAGAAGAAAAGAUACGAGAAAGUGGAGAGGAAGCAGGAGAGGUUCUGACUGAGUCUCCUCUUUCAGCACUCUCCAUCUCUACUCUUGAAUUAGGUAACAACAGACAAGGAGACGGCAUGCUCGUACAUACAAAGACUGCCAUGCAGAGAACCUCCAGUGUGAAGGAAAGAACACCUACAGAGCCCGUUAGUCCCAGUAGUUUGAAAGAUGUUCCAACUGAGGAGGAACAGAAAGCUCAGGGAAGAAGGAGCAGCCAAGAAGGAAUAGUGGAGGAGAGGGGCAAGAUGCUCUUCGCCCCAAUGGCCGGGAAGUCAAGGACUUGGCAGUGUCCCUCUGUACGUCACAGGACAGAGAUGCACCUCGACAUUGGAGGGAGGGAGCAAAGGAGACGUGAGGAUGAAAAUCAAUCACGCAGUAAGAUGCAAAGAAAAAUCUAUGUUUCCCAGGCUCCCCUGAAGAAUCUUCAUUUGGAUAAAGGUACACAGGUGGAUGUGGGAAUGCUUGGUGUCCAAAGACCCCCUGUACAGCCCAUAGUGCUCUUGACCUUAUCAAACAGAGAGAAAACACAAGGUGCGGAAGCAAAGGAUGGUGGUGGAAGAAAAAAUGAACCAUGCAAGUUCCAGAAAGAAGAGAAGCACGAAGUGAAUUUGAGGGUCAAGAUGCAACCCAACUUUCCCAGGGGUUCGCCAAUCUCACAGAUACUUGAUUCAAAGGAAUUUGUCUUGAACAUCAUAGAGCAGAAUAACAAUGUUCUUGGGGAUGACCCGUGUGUGGUUCUCACCAGGACUCUUAUUUCCACCCCAACAGAACCUACCUUUUAUUUGGAUCCCGGGAACAGAACUGACGGAGAAGUCCCAGCAAAGACAAGGGCCUGUCCCUCAAGGCUUCUCUUCUCAUCUAUAAAAAAAAUGCCCUUGGAGAUAUGCAUCACAUGCGGCACUCCCGCAAGUACCAAGAACUUUUCUGUUUUAGGAGAUGAACCACGAGAUCCUGGAUCCAAAGUACCUCCGGGCUCUGCAAAAUCAUGUAAACGUGAUGAGACAAAAAAAGAUGUACAAAGUUAUUAUCAAAAAAACAAAAUGCUACACCCGUGGACAGAGGGGUCACAUGAGAAAACGAGUAUCACAGGCUUAAAUAUCCCCCCAAAUAUGGACUACCAAGAACGCCGGAAGGAACCCAAGGCACCUGACUCAAGACAAAACACUCAGCUACAAAAACCGUCAACAAAACGUGACUUUGUGAACUACUCACAAUAUCCCACUAUUCCUCGUUCUCCCAAAUGCGAUGACUGGGAGGGCAGAUCAACAAUAGCACAUAGGAAAAGAGAAUUGACGCCCCAGUGUUUAACUAUGAAAAUCCGAAACCAUCCAAUAUUACAGCUUCUUGGCAAUGUCGAGCAGCUGGAGUUUGAGUCUAUCGGGCCCCAGGAGAUUACUCUGUGGGAUGAAAAUGGUGCCGAAAUGUACCUGGGAAACCUCUAUCUCUCCAGGGUACUUGUACCUCAGGCAGAAGAAGCAACUGCAGCCGAGAGACACCAAGAAAGAGGGAAAGAGAGUUGUUCCCUGGAACCCCAGAAGUCGCAGGGCAUAAGCCAAACUAUGUGGAGUGUCUGGUCCACGGGAGACCACAAGCUGCUUAACACGCUUCCCAGGGAUUCCCAGGCCCUGGGGGUGCAACCACAAGAGGAACGCAACGGUCCUUCAGUCACCCCAAGAGCAGACGGCAGCAGAUGGCAGGGUGAGGUCCUUCCAGCACUACACACAGAAGACAAGGCAGUUCUAGGCCAUGGUGCCUCGAGGCUCUACGAGGACCCCAACCCUCCUGUGCUCCAGCCAGAAGCAGCAGCCAAAGCUACCCCUGCACCCACAACCUCCACGUCGGAGGCCAGGUCGCAGGCCCAAUCCAUCUCGGAGCGUUUCACCCCUGAAGGAGAAAGGACCCUCCAGAGACACCUGGAGUGUAAGACCCGGGAGAUCUGUUUGAGUCCGAUCCCGGAGAGAGUAGCGCAGUCCCGGCAGCAGCACGCUUCGGGUUCGAAAGAGGAGGUAGCUUCCCCAGGCAUCCAGGGGGGCAGCGCGCCCCCACACCCGAAGGUGUGCUGCCUGAGCGUCGACGGCACGGACACCGUUGAGCUGAACCUCACGCGCCAAGGCCCCGGAGGCGCGGCCGAGGGCAGCCCCUUGAAAAGUCUCAUCAUUCAUUUUUCUGACAGGAGCUCACGGGGGCUGGGGUGGCCGGGUGCGACACAGCGGGGGAGCGGGGCCAGGGCGCUGGCAGCCUCAGCUGUGGAGAGCUCGUGGCCUCCCGUCCUCCAGCUGUGCCCGAUGGAGCACCGAGACAAGCUGCUCGUGCACUUCGCCAGGAGAACGCUGGAGUUCCAGGUGAGAUCCCUGCCCAGGAUGGUCAGGGCGUCUCACAGGGCAGCCCGUGCCCAGGAGAGGAAGCCAGCAGCGUGGAGCUGCCUCAGCCGCCCCGAGGCCCGCGGGCCCCCGGGCCCCCCGGACAGAGCUGUAUUGCUCUUCGAUGAAAAAUCUCUGCGUCAGAUAGAUCUUGAUCUACAGUACAAAUACUUCCGCUUCCUCCUGGGGCUUCACGGCACGAGAAGCGUUCUGAAGCCCCAAGCACUCCCUGGGUACAGUGACAACGUCCACCGGCAGCAAGCUCCAGGGGGUGGUCUUCCCCCCGCCGGAGGAGAACGGGCGGAGAAACCCUUCUCUUUCAAAAACCCGCGUCUGCAAAGCUCCUUAUGGAUCAGAAAAUCGCUGAAGUCGCUCCUUGGGGCCGCUUCGGCCCCGGGGGGAAGCAGGCGGGAGCGCAGAGAUGCCACAGGCCUUCCUGCCGACAAACACAGGCACGGUCACGUAUGGUUCCAAGAAGCAGCCCCUUCUCUGCAUCCCAGGCCUCAGAAGAAUGUUGUUGAUGUCAUCAAAUUCCCAUCAGCACUGCCACCGGAUGCCUUUCCCGGCCCCAAGACAGGCCUGAGCAAAUCGGGGCAAAGUCUCUCCCCCGCCGGCCAGAGCAGUGAGGAGACUGUGGUGCUGGAGGCCAACUCCUACUUGGGUGAGGAAUCCGAGUCGAUUCUGCACGAGGUGCAGACCGGCACCCCGCUGGAAAAGGCCAGGAUCAAGAAAAUCAAAAUGGACUUGAAGUCCCUGGAUAGGGACACUCUAGGCCCCGGUCAGAUCUGGGUGUGCGAACGCCACUCCCUGGCCAUCGCCCCUCCUCACCCUGAGUCCCACUGCGGCAGGAGGCACCGGGCCCCCUCCCAGAGACACCCCUCAGGCCGGGCGCCUGAACUUUCCCUCGUCCCUAGGGAACCUUCCAGGAAGUCUCCUCUGUCCUGCCCGAAGGAGAAGGGUGCUCGGACUACGAGAAACAAGACCACCUGCUCUCUGGUCCCUUUAACCGAAUCGAACCUCAAAUUACAUCUCGCCCGGAGCCAAGGCAGGCCGCCCUGGGGGUACGAAAGCAGAGACAGGAAGAAGGCCAAGGCCGAUUUGCUCCGGAAGCAUCACGGCCACCAGGAUCGCGGUCACGGCCACCCGCGGAGUCCGGGGGAGCGCCGCAGGAAGAAGGCGGGGGUCUGCUGCGAGCCCGGAGCCCCCCACCAUGCCUCAAGCAGAACGAAGCCAGCCCGGAAGCCUUGCCCGAGGGCCGCGCCCUCGUGCUGUGAAGGCAGCCGGCACCUGCCCUUCGUGUAUGCCUGCAUCCCGGCAGACUCGCUGCAGGUCAUCCCGCAGACUGUGCGCUGGGCCAUCCCCCUGCACACACUCAGGAAGAACAACUUCAGGGCUCCCAUGGUGGCGAAGAUUUCGAGGACGUUGGGGGCCCCCCGGGAAUGUGCUGGAGUCACUCUCGGACCCCUUUCGUGUGCUUCCCCCACACUGACCUUCGCGUAUCCGCAGUAG